This is a messenger RNA of Sycon ciliatum, 2950 nucleotides long. Its product is annotated as cilia- and flagella-associated protein 157-like. Gene Ontology annotation, cellular component: ciliary basal body; cilium. The record is from RefSeq and is a predicted model, not a curated record. The coding region runs from base 454 to 2307 and encodes 617 amino acids. Gene Ontology annotation, molecular function: microtubule binding. NCBI's taxonomy places the organism in Eukaryota, Metazoa, Porifera, Calcarea, Leucosolenida, Sycettidae. The transcript is spliced from 8 exons.
GGUUUUCUGGAGUUUAUUUGAGCAGCGGCUGAGCCUACAAGUACAAGUACAUGAUUGUACAAAAUACAAGCUCUGGAAAAGAUUACCUAUGUCCUUACGUGUCAGACCGAGGGAAGCAUUUUCAGAGACCCAGUACAGCGCAGUGAGGUCUUUCUGGCCCGCUGUAGAAACUCAGCUUCUGACUGAUCUGCUACAGCAUGUCCUGCACUGGCUCCGUAGCUGCAGUUAGUUGUAUCUGCUUGGCGUGUGAGAGGCACCGUCAUCAUCCACUGAGCUGAGGUAAAUACACCUGUAGCUGCCUACGAAAUUGCUGCACUGUUGUGUUUCUUGUAGGCUGCCGAUUCUGCCGCCACUGGCGUCACUGGGUAUCACUCGGACAAGCAGCUAUCUUGAGCCGCGUGUCGCCGCUAUACUGUUGUGGGGAGUCGUAGCGCCAACCGCACACGGGACACCAUGCCACCGAAGAAAGGUAAAGGAAAAGGCAAGGGCAAGAAGAAGGGCUCCGCCAAGAAGAAGAAGUCGGAGAAGAAGGCCGCAGCCGAAGACGGCUCCCUGUCCAAGCCGGUGACGGAGGAGACCCGUCAGUACUAUCUACAUCAGCUGCAGCAGCUGGACGAACGAGUCCUUCGCUAUCAGGAGAAGAAUGACGUCCUGGAGGUACGCAACAAGGACCUUGAACAGCGGCUGCACACCGAACAGCGAGAUAAGUUCGACAUCACCAUCACGCUCAAGAGACAGCUGGGCGAAACGGUGGACUUGAAUGCCGAGCUGCAAGAGAAGAUUAGCCAGCAGUUCGCUAAAUACGCAGAGGAGAAGGACGCGUUCGAGCAGCAAAUCAACUCAUUGAAAACGCAGAUCAAGGAGCAGCGAGACCAGUUCAAAGCCGAAAUAGAAAUCCUUCAGGGCAGUCUGAAAAGCCUAGAGGACUUCAAGCGAAUGAAGGACGAGAUCGAAGCAAGAACUAACCGCCUCACGGUGGCUUUGCAAGAUGUCAGUGAUGAGUACAAGCGCUACAGAGCAGGCACUGAAAAAUCCAUGGUCAUCAAGCAGGAACGGCUCAAGGCAGAGAUGGUACAGAAGAUCGAGGCAACAGCCCGGGAAUACCACAAGGUCUCCGCUAAGCAAAUGGCGGAAACUACGCGCCGAACCAUUCAGGAGAACUUGAUUGUGAACGAGAACCUCACAUCAAUGACAAGCCGUGCUAACGAGUACAUGGUGAAAUCGAAGAAACUGGAGGACAGAUGUGAAGAGCUGUCAAGAGAGCUGGAGCUGCUGACGCAAAGCCACCACUCUGUUCUUGAGAAAAAAGCUGGCAACGACAAGGUCUUGAAAGUCCUCCUAAUGAACUUGCAAGAGCAAGAGGAUGCCGUAGUACAGCUGGAGCACAUGAAAGAGGCGCUGUCUCAACUUGAUGACCAGCUGGACGAAACCAAAGAUGCGCGAAGAAAGUACGAGCACAUCUCCAAGAAAUCGGCGGCAGAGAUCCAGCGCCUGGAGGCAACUCUCAGAGCCUCGCAGGAAGACAACGCACAGCUGAGAGCACAACAAGACCAGUCGAGUAAAGUGCUGAAGAGCCUGAGCUCGGUGUUGAUGCAGCGUAUUGAAGGACCUGCAGAGGUGCGCGAUGCCGACCCUCAGGAAGGCGGCAAUGUGCUCGCCACAAUGCUCAACCUUCUGCAGGUGGCAAUUGACAGUGGCUUAGUGGACGGGGAAUUGCCGGCGGCUGCAACUUCUGCUUCAGCUUCUCACCAGCAUGCUACUGCAAAGGCAUCAAUGGCGGACCCAGCAUGGCAGCUAGUGGGUGAGCCGAGGCAGGCCUCGCCGCUGCUGUCAGCAAGCAAGGUGCCGAGCACGCUGCCACCACUGCGGCCACACGACGGCUCACUGGUGACAUCUGCUGCUAUAUCAAUGCAGUCACCGCCAUCAGCAGCAGCAGGGUCUAUGCCCAUGCCGUACGUACCGGGUAUCGCCGGCGCCGUGCCCGUCAAUCUCUCCACUCUGACCAGGUCACACACGAUGCAGCGCACCAGCACUGGCACCGGCGCUACCACUGUACCACCGCUGAGCAGGAAACAUGCAGCAGCGGCUACCAGCAAGCUGGACAACAAGAAAUCCACGGCUGUCCAGACGGAAAGCGUGCCAAAAUCUCUGCUGCUCUUGGACAUGCUGAUGGCAAACAAGGAACAGGACCCCGAGGCAAGUCCGUCAAGAACGGCCGUGGACGAGCAGGAUUACCAAUUGCGAAAAGAAAUGUCCCGCCACGAGAGGCUGCUAACAGCUGCAAUACAUCAGUCGACUAAAACCUAGCCAAGGUAGAAAGUGCAACAGUUUGCACACAGAUUCAGACUCCAAUACACACAUUGACAACAGCAGCAACAACAACAGCUGCAGCAGCAUUCGUUCAGCUCUGGUUGGCCUGACCCAACCCGCUCAUCAAACUUCAUGGUUCAUGGUUGUGCCGCCCAUUAGCCAUUAGCCAUUACUGGCAUUAGCCAUUACUAGCAUUAGCCAUUAGCCAUUACUGGCAUUAGCCAGCUGCACAGUACAUGGCUUGUACAUGUAUCACAUUGGUUGCUGGCCACAAAGGAGUACAUACAGGCAUGUAGCUACGGCAGCCGUCGCCAGUGGUUAUGUACCCUGCUUCGUUGGUGAUAACAACCAGUCCUGUUUCAGCAUGCUCGGCAGAUGUCCUGUUUUCAGCAUGCAGGGCGGACGGUGUGCAUCAAACUUUGGGAAGAAGUUGAGGUUAUACGUGCUAUACUACUAACUUAGUGUAGCCUUUCGUUCCUGCUAUGUAUGUCUCACCACUGUUCUCAGUCACGCCAGCUACAUAUGUCUGGAUUGUUACAUGGUUGUUACCUUGAUUAUUUAUCGCAGCUUGACAUGAACAUGUUAUCAUUGAAUUCCCGCAAGUCUCCACCAAUCAGGGGAAUAUUUCUGGAAGGCUUCA